Sesamum indicum (sesame) is the source of this 719-nucleotide messenger RNA. Lineage: Eukaryota; Viridiplantae; Streptophyta; Magnoliopsida; Lamiales; Pedaliaceae. The record is from RefSeq and is a predicted model, not a curated record.
UCUUCAUAGCAAGCUUGAAACUUUUCAAAAUGAGGUUGUUCAGAGGAGUAGUAAUUUUAACCAACUAUGUUGUCUUUCUUGCUAUCACUACAAACACUUGCACUAGAGUUGCAACUGCCCAGUUUCAGAACACAGAUGAGCAGGUGAUGAGAAAUUGUAGCUAUUUGGUGAGCAUAGAAACAACAUGCACAAAGGGCGCAGAAACCUCAGACCACGUCAGUCUUAGGUUUGGAGAUGCCAAAUCCAAUGAAAUAUUGGUGCACAAUCUCAACUCCAAGCAUGCAAGUCGGGUCGACCCGCUGGACCCCCAACUUCUUGAUGAUCUCCCCCGGAAACCAUUCCAGGCGUGCAUGGUCGAUCAGUUCCGGGUCGAAGGCCAAUGCGUCGACUCACCCAUAUGCUACCUUUAUCUUAAAUUGGCCGGAGCCGACGACUGGAGACCCGCAUCCGCCCUGGUCCGGGUCCUGGACCCCCUGAGGUCUCACUUGAGCUCGGGUAGUUUCUACUUUCGACGGUAUUUGCCCCGGCGGGUGUGGCAUGGAUCCGAAUAUUGUGACCCGGAAAUAACCCCCUUCGGCCUAAGGUACAGGAGGAAAAGCUUUGCUAAUAGGUCUCCCAAACUCUGAGACAUAAGCUAAUUAGUUAGUGUUUAUUGAUUUACUAAAUUAAUUUUUAAUAAGUCAGUGGUAUAUUUAUAAAUUUUUAAAAAUUUAUGGUGA